This is a messenger RNA of Epithele typhae, 2772 nucleotides long. RefSeq lists its product as uncharacterized. Bases 1 to 2772 code for a protein of 923 amino acids. The record is from RefSeq and is a predicted model, not a curated record. Gene Ontology annotation, cellular component: mating projection tip. Lineage: Eukaryota; Fungi; Basidiomycota; Agaricomycetes; Polyporales; Epitheliaceae. The transcript is spliced from 4 exons.
AUGACCAGCCCUGCCUCCAUCGACUACGCACACGACAUCCGCCCCUACCUCCAGCUUCCUCAUCUUCUCUCGCUCACAUGGCUCGCCUAUCCGAUACUCUCCCUUGUCUUCGUCGUCUUCCGCCUCCAGCUCUCUGGAGACUCUGCCCAGGACGCCGUGGCGAACGCGAAGCAAGAUCUGCUCGCCAGCUGCAAGGCCGCUGAGCACGCGGCCACCUCCACCGCCAGUAUGCCCCGCUACCUCGCCGUUGUGUCCAACCAGCAAAUCUCCGACGCCGUCAACGGCACGAUGAACGCCGCCCGGGCUACCAUGGUCCUCGCCCUGACCGUUAUGGAGGCCAUAAUCAACUUCAUGAUCGACAUUUGGCGUUCGACUUUUCUCUGCUUUGCGGAGCUCGUCAUACGGGGAGCCCUCUCUAUUCUCAUUGGAGGCGUUAACGAGAUCAACUCUCUCCUCACUACGAGUUUCAACGGCCUUCGCACAGCUAUACAAGACACCAUUGGCGGAGCCAACGAUUUGCUGAACACCAUCAAGAGUGCACUACAAGCUCUUCCCCUCGGUGCCGGCGACUCGUUAGCAAACAAGAUCCAGACUUUCGACAUCCCGGACCUGUCGGCUCUGCAGAAUGUCGCGCUUCCGUCCGACAUCACGGGUGCGCUUCAGAACAUCAACAACUCCAUUCCGACCGUCUCUCAGCUCAAGGGCAGUGUAGAGAGCGUCAUUGACACACCGUUCGAGCUACUGAAGAAGGACAUCAACGACACCUUUGCCGGCAUUCAGUUCGACGUCCACGCUCUCCCCGUCCCCAGCCAGAACAGCGUCACGUUCUGCGACCAGAUGGACACGUCUAUCGUCGACGAUCUCGGGCGCGACCUCGUCAAGGCCGUCAAGAUCGGCACUGUUUUGCUCAUCGUCCUGAUCUUCCUUCUCAUCCUCGCGAACUGUGCUCUCGAGUGGUACAAGUGGCGCACGAUGAAGAAACACUUCACCUACAUCCGCGAAGGCAUGGCGUCUGACCCGGAUGUGGCCAAGUCGCACAGCCGUGACGGGCGGCUCAUGGUCGGGAUGUCUGACCACGACCUGAUGUCGAUCGAAGGCACGAUGAGCCACCCGCUGAUCACCAAGGGGGUCAACUGGCUCCAGGCGCUCCUCCGCCUGCGGAAGUCGCGCAAGGACAAGCUCAUCUGGUUCUUCCACUACGUCUUUCACCCUCCGGCUCUCGCGUGUUUCAUCAUCGGCGUGUUCGGCCUCAUCUCGGUCCAGCUCCAGCUGCUCGUCAUUGGACCCAUCCAAGCGCACUACCAGCAGCAAGCGGCGGCGUCCGUCGCGGACUUUUCGACGCUCAUCGCCACCUCGAUCAAUGCGAGCAUGUACAACGACUCGAUGACAUACGCCAACGACAUCAACACGCGCGUCGACCUCGUUCAGAGCACCAUCAACGACGGCAUGUUCGGCUGGGUCAACACCACGACGACAACGCUGAACACCACGAUCAACACUUUCUACACAGACGUGCAGAACAUCGUGAACACAAUCUUCGGGAACACGAUCCUCGCUGAGCCCGUGGAGGAGUUCGUGCAGUGCUUUCUCGGCAGCAAGGUCGACGCGAUUGAGUCCGCCCUGACGUUCCUUCACGACAACCUCCACGUCGACAUCCCGCGCGUCAACGACUCCGUUCUCGUGCUGUCUCCGCAGAUGGUCAACGAGGCUGCGCAACCCAUCGCCCAGGCUGCGAUCGGCACUAGCGACAGCGGCGACGGCACGGGCAGCGACGGGCUCGUUGGUCGCGUCAUCAGUGUUUAUGUCAAGUCCCUCGAAAAGGAGCGUAUUAUGUUCGCCAUCUUCGCCGGGCUCUGGCUCGUCGUCGUCUUCAUGGCGCUCGCGAUCCUCUUCUGGAACUCGUACGGACGUCGUUGCUGCGGCCGUCGCUCCAAGUCGUAUGAUGCGAAGGAGCCUACGGUUUUCUAUCCCGAGAAGAUGUUCAAGGAGUCGUCGCCGUCGGUGGAGGAGAAGGGUGAGGCCAUGCCCCUCCGCGACCCACCCCGCCGCAAGAACUGGUCGUUGCACAGGAUGAUCGCGCGCGAGGAGGCCCGGGGUGAGGUGCCGCCCAUCCCUUCCCGCGAGGAGCAAGGACAGAAGGACUGGGAUACUAUCCUCGACCACGCUGAUGUUUCCGCUCCGACGGACGCUCAACGACCGAAGGGAUCCAAGGUCACUGCCUUUAUCUCCAAGCUGAAGAAGAGCCGGUCUCGCUCGUCCGACAACGAAGAGUUCGUCCAGAGUGUGUCUUCCGAAGUCAACCCUUGGUUCGCCCCUCCUCCCGAGACCCAUCUCACCGACUCGCACUCUGCCGCGACCGCGCCCCGCCAAUCCCGUGCCCCACCGCCAGGCCUUUCUAUUCAGACCGAUCUUGUGAUGCGUCCCCUUGGGCUUCCUGAGCUCGCCCGGGACGUGCCACAGGAUGUGUCGCAGUCGACUCGCAGCUCCGCACAGCCCGUACCGAUGCCCCUCCCGCUCUACUACGGCUAUGAUGGUCCGACUUCACCCGUUUCAACGAUCCCGGCGAACCAGUUCUUGCGUCCGCCCCCGUUCCAUGCACGCCCCAAGCCCAAGCAGGUCGUGCUUGCGGUAGACCCGGACGCGUCGACGCCGAUCACACGCCACCUGAACACGAACCACGCGCGCAAGUCCUCGCAGGCGGUGGACCCGUUCGUGACGCCGUUCGACGACGAGCACCGCGUGAUGAAUCCGUUCGCCGCGGUAGCGGUAUAG